GGCAAAGCUAUGGCUGAGGAGACGGACGAGCAACAGGCGCCCCAAAGCACAUUCAGCACUUACAUGGCAGAGGGGGAGCAGCUGUAUCACAAGGCGGAGUACAAGAAGGCCUCAGACAGUUUCACUGCGGCACUUCAGCUCCAACCUGAAGAGAAGAACUGCCUCGUUGCUCGUUCCAAGUGUUUCCUAAAACUCGGGGAGCCAGAAUGUGCCCUGAAGGAUGCAGAGGCCUCUCUACAGAUCGAAAACGAUUUCUUCAAGGGUCUUUACCAGAAGGCAGAGGCGCUCUACGCCAUGGGAGACUUUGAGUUUGCCCUUGUGCAUUACCACAGAGGGUACAAGCUGCGACCAGAAUUUCAGGGAUUCCGUCUGGGGAUACAAAAGGCUCAGGAAGCAAUUGAGAACUCAGUCGGAACUCCUGCCAGUGUUAAACUCGAAAAUAAAACAGACUUACAGUUUAUAAGCCGACAAGAAGAGAGCAAGAAGGCUAAACAAAAGGCUCAGGUCAAGGUGCAGAAGAAGGAUUCAAAGCAGCAGAAGAAAGUAGAUCCUGAAAGGAGCCAGAAGACCGUGCGCCAGCUCCUCGGAGAACUGUACAGUGAUAAGGAAUAUCUGGAAUCAUUAUUAAGGGAUGAAGCUCUAGUGAAAGGCAAUACACGAGGUGGGGUCAAACUGCACGACCUGAUCAUUAAUGGAAUCCUGUACCUGGACACGCGCUCUGAGUUCUGGAGGCAGCAGAAGCCCAUCUAUGCGCGCCAGCGGGACCGCAAGAUCAUGCAGCAGAAGUGGAAGCGGGAUAAGAACAAAUCUGCUGACCCUAGCCAAUACAUUGUAAAGAGCUUGGAGGAGAUAGACCAGCUGCUCUCAAGUGGAAAAGCAGAAGAAAGUUACAAAAAGGCCCAACUUGUGCUAAAGAAAGUUGAACGAUGGACAUCGGUAGAUAUCCACAACAGGGAAGAGCUUACUGGGAGUCUCCACAGCUGCAUUGGGAAUGCUCAGAUGGACAUGGGUCAGAUAGAGGCAGCACUGCAGAGCCACAAGAAGGACUUGGCUAUAGCAGAGAAAUACAAAUUGCUGGAGGCGAAAUCCCGAGCGUUAGAUAAUAUCGGGAGAGUAUAUGCACGCAUUGGGAAAUUCAAUGAAGCCAUCAAGGUAUGGGAAGAGAAGAUCCCUCUGGCCAAUUCAAGCUUAGAAAAGACCUGGUUGUAUCAUGAGAUUGGGAGAUGUUACCUGGAGCUGGAGCAAACUGCUGAAGCUAAGGAAUAUGGGGAAAAGUCGCAGCAGGAGGCUGAUGCAGCUGAAGAUAUUGAGUGGCAGCUCAAUGCCUGUGUGUUAUUAGCUCAAGCAGAAGUGAAGCUGAAGCAUUACCAGUCUGCCAUUAGCAGUUUUGAGAAUGCGUUGGAGAGAGCACGACUGCUUCACAAUAAGGAUGCAGAGCAAGCCAUCCUCGUUGCCUUGGAGGAUGCAAAGCAGGGGAUGGAAGAGCAGCAGGAAUCAGAACAGAACAAUGAUGAAAAUGACAAUUUAAGGGCAGAUGGGAACACAGCGAGGGACGAGGAGGAGGAGGAGGAGGACGUGCAUGUACAAAGAACAGAAGAGGAUGAAGGCUGAACAGAAAUUUAUAAUUGUAAGGGAAGCAACAUUCAGACACAUGACAUUUGGGGCAUUCUGGGGAAAUAAAGUUGGGGGUUUCAGUA
Molecule: messenger RNA, 1697 nt
Organism: Xenopus laevis (African clawed frog)
Lineage: Eukaryota; Metazoa; Chordata; Amphibia; Anura; Pipidae
Gene: odad4.L
Product: outer dynein arm docking complex subunit 4 L homeolog
Biological process (GO): cilium movement; outer dynein arm assembly
Cellular component (GO): axoneme; cytoplasm
Source: RefSeq, marked provisional